AUGAAACAAGCCAAAUUAUUUGUAAUUUUGGCACUUUGUAUAUCAAGUUUAAUUAUCCUAUAUCAGCAACUUGCUCAACUGCAGCAAACAAAUAUUGUUAUACCUAAUGAAUCCGAAGAAAGUACAGAACCAUUAUUAACAACAACACCAACACCAACGGCAUCUUCAGCAUUGUCUCCAUUGCCUCCUAUACAAGAUAAAUGGAGAGUUUGGCCACCAGAUCUUCGCUACAAUUCCGAGUUAAUAUUAUUCGAUCAACUUUCAGCAUUAGAUUCAACACUUCAUAAUUUAUACGUCACAAAAAAUCCUGAAGAAGCUGAUUUAUUUUAUAUUCCAUUUUUUGGAAGUUGCUAUUUGUUUAACUGUUGGAUAAAUAAUAGUUGGAAUCAAACUAAAAGAUGUCAAGUAGAUACAGUGUAUUUGGAACCACUAAUGAAUUAUAUUAUUCAAAAUUUUGUUUACUGGAAUAAAACUAAUGGAGCGAAUCAUUUUAUGAUACAUCCAAUGGAUAGUUCCGAUGAUUAUUAUAGUAAAAAAGAGAUGUUUCAGAAUUCGAUAUAUUUGACAACAAUCGGUGAUAAACGAAACUUAGGUUACCAAAAUUUUAGAAGAUAUCAUAAUAUUGUUAUACCAAGUGCCACUCCUAUAUUAGAUACUUAUCAUAUAGAUCCUUUAAAAUAUGUUAAUGAAAAUGGUAAUCCGUUCGGUCGGGACAUUAAAGGACUUUUUAGAGGUUGUUGUGCGAAUGUCAAUGCAACUGAUGCUUAUUCUGAUGGUAUUAGGCAUGUAAUAUUUAAUGGAUUAAAGGGAUUACCAGGUUGGAACAUCGGAGAAUCAUCAGAUCCAGAAGUGUACGCUAAAUUACUUGCAAGAUCAAAAUAUGGUUUGACGCCCUCAGGAUGGACGCUAGACACUGCUCGUAUAUGGGAGUAUAUUGCAUUCGGUGUGGUUCCUAUCGUUAUUGCCGAUGGAAUUAUUGAACCUUUUGAGGACGAUACUGAUUGGGAUUCUAUGAUCGUUAGAGUUCGACGUAGUGAUACUCAUAGAAUCAAUGAAAUAUUGGAUUCAAUUUCAGAAGAAUACCAAAAAAAACGUGAAAGGGUUUGGCGUAUAGGGAAAUAUUUAGUAUUUAAAAACGGACAUACUUGGCAUUUUAUUGUUAGAAACUUUUGUAGAAUGUUAAAUAUUAUUAAGCAGGAAGUUAUAGAUAUUGAGGGAUAUACUUAUUAUCCCAUUUAA
Dentiscutata erythropus is the source of this 1239-nucleotide messenger RNA. Lineage: Eukaryota; Fungi; Glomeromycota; Glomeromycetes; Diversisporales; Gigasporaceae. The record is from the annotation of a GenBank genome assembly.